Molecule: messenger RNA, 1509 nt
Organism: Penicillium malachiteum
Lineage: Eukaryota; Fungi; Ascomycota; Eurotiomycetes; Eurotiales; Aspergillaceae
Product: cytochrome P450
Exons: 6
Coding region: 1-1509 (502 amino acids)
Molecular function (GO): monooxygenase activity; iron ion binding; heme binding
Source: RefSeq, a predicted model, not a curated record
AUGGCUCCACUCUUGCUGCCGCAGAUGAUAGCCUCGAUGAGUACGCCCCUUGCUUUGGGGGUGGCUCUCAUCACUGCUGUGAUAGCUCGUGCUUUCAUUAGACGUUACAUCACACCAAUUAGAGAUAUUCCCGGUCCUUUCUUGGGUUCUUUCUCAAGUCUCUGGAUAGUGUAUCAGUUAUGGAAAGGUCACUUGGAAGCGGAAACCAUCAGUCUCCAUAAGAAACACGGUCACUUUGUUCGUAUCAGAGAUAAUGAAGUUAGCGUCUCUCAUCCUGAUGCUGUGAGGCAACUCUUGCAUGCCAAUAUUGCAAAGGGACCAUGGUAUGCCAUCUUCAGUCUUCCAGACUAUCACUAUGUGAACCAAAUGUCAGAACUCGACCCCAAGAGACACAUUGAGAAAAGUCGUAACAUCGCAUCCGGAUAUGCUCUGUCCAACAUUAUCAAGUCAGAACCCUAUGUCGAUGCAGUUCUGGAACUCUUCACCAAGGCUAUGAACGAGACUAUCAAAGCCGGCAAAUCAUUCGAGUUUGAUAAAUGGUUCAGCUUUUACGCAUUCGACGUGCUGGGUGAAGUCACAUUUUCCAGAUCCUUUGGCUUCGUUGAAACCGGUACUGAUGUCAGAAAUGCCAUUUCAAACACUCGAGCGCUCGCCCUGUAUAUCGCCGUUAUGGGUCACUAUACCUGGUUCCACAACCUGACCUUGGGAAACCCUCUCCUCAGUCGUCUGGGUAUCCAACCAUCAUCGCAUAUCUUCGACACAUGUCUUGCCGCCAUUAGCGCACGCAAAGAGAAUCCCGAUGCGCGAAAGGAUAUGAUGCAGCAGUGGCUAGAUACCCGUGCCAAGUACCCUGAUCGCAUGGCGGAGAAUGAGAUCUUUGCUGCCGCUGUCUCGAAUGUUGGUGCCGGAGCUGACACUGUCAGCGCUACUGUGCAAUCACUUUUCUAUUGCCUCAUUCGCUCCCCGCAAUAUCUGGAACGACUAUGUGAGGAGUUGGAUGCUGCUCAGACUCGUGGAGAACUUUCGCCUAUUGUCCAGUACAAUGAAGCGCAGAAGCUGCCUUUCCUUCAGGCUUGUAUGAAAGAGAUUUACCGCUUGUACAGCGCAGUUCCUAGCCCCCUUCCCCGCGUUGUUCCCAAGGGUGGAAUGACCAUUGGAAGCAAAUAUUUCGCUGAAGGCGUUAUUUUGAGUGUCAAUCCCUGGGUCUACCACCGGAAUCCUGCCCUCUUUGGUGAAGACUGUGACACCUUUAACCCAGACCGCUGGCUUGAGGGCGACAAUAAAACCAUGGACUCUUUCUUGAUUCACUGGGGAGCUGGAUAUAACCAAUGUCCUGGACGCAAUCUGGCUCAUUUCGAGAUCACUAAACUGGCUGCCACGCUGAUCCGAGACUUCGAUUUUGAGCUGACUGAUCCCAAGAAAGAAUGGGAAUGGACCAAUAACUUCACUUUUGUUCCCUGGGGAUGGCCUUGCAAUAUUCGUCGUCGUUCUCAGGCUGCGGACUACUAG